Messenger RNA from Planococcus citri (citrus mealybug), 1238 nucleotides. RefSeq names its product cytochrome P450 4g1-like. NCBI's taxonomy places the organism in Eukaryota, Metazoa, Arthropoda, Insecta, Hemiptera, Pseudococcidae. The record is from RefSeq and is a predicted model, not a curated record. Bases 351 to 920 code for a protein of 189 amino acids. Gene Ontology annotation, molecular function: heme binding; iron ion binding; oxidoreductase activity, acting on paired donors, with incorporation or reduction of molecular oxygen. The transcript is spliced from 5 exons.
UCAUAACCAUAAGACUUACAAAAAUUUUCACUUUCUGUUUUCAAUUUUUGGGGGCUCAAAUGUGAUUUUUUUCCAAUUUUAAAAGAAGAAAAAAAUUUGCCCGAACGAAGCAAGGGCGAAAGUUUUUGAAAAUUUGAUUUCGCGAGGGCAAAAACUUUGGAAAAUUCGUAUUUUGAAAGAGCUAUAAAAAAACAAUGUUUUUUAAAAUUUUCGAAUUGGAAAGAUUUUUCUAGGAUGUGAAUUUUGAUUUUUUUUAAAGUCAGAGAACAGGCGCCAGUGAAAGUGAAAACUAUUGAAAAAAUGUAUUUCGAGAAGCAAUCGAAACUACAGGACUGAAUCUUUGUUUUUCAAUGCUGAUGUUGGCCAUUAAUCAGGAUAUUCAGCAAAAAGUUUACCAAGAAAUCGAAGAGUUAUUUAAAGACAACGACACUCUCGCCGCAGAUCAUUUGUUCAACGAUUUGAAAUAUAUGGAGCAAUGUAUCAAGGAAACAUCUAGAGUAUUUUCUCAUGCCGUAAUCACCACCAGACGUACUCAUAAAGAAUGCACACUGAAAGAUAACAUGGUCAUACCAGCCAACACGUUCGUCGUACCACUUCUGUUCUUAGCCAAUCAAGACCCUGAUUUGUAUGAAAAUCCUCAAAAAUGGGAUCCGGAAAAUUUCAACGAACAAGCGGUCCUAAAUCGUCCAAAAAACAGCUUCAUGAGCUUCGGAUACGGGCCCCGAUCUUGUAUAGGAAUUAGAUACGCUAUGCUUUCGAUUAAAACGCAAAUGGUGUACAUCUUACGAGAUUAUCAUUUGUCAACCAAUAUCAAAGAAUUGACGAAAGAGCAUUUGAAAACAGAUCUGUUCGUAAGGAGUACAAUCGGGUUUCCUAUAAAAUUUACGAAGAGAAAGGGUCUAAAUCUUGUAGAUUUCUAAGAAGUCCUGUGCUCGCUCGCUCACUUACCAAUUGGCAAUUACCAAUAAGAAGACGAUUGAAACACUACACCUAUUUCUCCACUGUGACUGGAAGAGAGCUUAAAAAUUGCUCAACACCGAAAAGUCCAUUCGAAAAGUAAACUUGGUUACCAUAUAAAAUUUUCAAGAAGAAAGGAGAUCGAAAAUAAUAAUACGAUACGAAAUUAGAUGUUCAAUUUAUAUACUUAUUUUGAAUUUGCUUAAAAUACUCAUAAAUGGAAUAUUUAGACGUAAUAUAUGUAUUUACCUAAUUUUUAUCGCUGUUUUUUUCAAUUAUUA